Molecule: messenger RNA, 1569 nt
Organism: Trichomonas vaginalis G3
Lineage: Eukaryota; Parabasalia; Trichomonadida; Trichomonadidae
Product: serine-type endopeptidase protein
Exons: 1
Coding region: 1-1569 (522 amino acids)
Source: RefSeq, a predicted model, not a curated record
AUGACCAAUAAUUGGUAUUUAGAUAGAGGUGCAUCAAGAUCUUAUCGUGUUAGAAAUAAAAAUUAUCAGAUUUCUCGCAAUGAUGCUGGUCUUUCUUUGUAUCUUAAAGUUGAUGGAAGUUCUACUACAAAUGAAAUGCCUAGUACAGGAAAUUUGAUUGUUGAAGAUAUUACAGUUUCAGUUUCGUCAGAAAUUAUUGAGAACAUAGAUUACAUCAACAUCAUUCAUUCAGUUGAAAACAAAGGAAAUCAACCACAUGAUAUCAGUAUUGGAAUUUAUUCUGAUAUCGAUAUCAAUGGUUCAGAUUAUUGUUAUCAACAUAAUCUUGAAGGACAUAAAGGAGUUGAAUUUCAAGCAAAUCCAAUUGUCAAAUUUAUUCUUAAACAUUCUCCUAAAGUUAUAGAUGUUGACACUUACUCAUAUACUGGAUGUCCUGGAUGGGGACGAUGGUCUAAUUGUUCAGAUUGGAGUGAUAAAAAUGCUGAUGCUUUUAUUUAUUUUUCAUGGCAAAAUCGACGAAUUUUACCUAAUGAAAUUCAAAAUUAUUCAUAUAGUAUUGGAACAGGUGAAUACAUUUUUUCACAUCAAAUCAAAUGUGAAACAACAGUAAAAUCACAUUACAAUGUUUCAAGUGAUAUUUCUCUUUCUAUUUCAGUCAGUUCUACGAAAGUUGGUGAAUUAUUCAACAUUUCAAGAAAAAUCAUUUAUCUUUCAAAUGAUAACGAAAUCAUUAACUCUACAGAAAUUAUUACUAACAAAACAGACACAGGAACUCAAUUUAUUUACACGGACAACUUUAUUGUUCCAUCAAAAGAAGGUCGAUAUGAAAUCAUAUACACAGUUUCAGACAUUCAUGGUUCCUCCAAAACGAAUGUUCCUAUUUUCAUUAAUCGAAUUCCAACACUUGAAGUUAUCUCAACCAUCAAUCAAUUCUAUCUUGCAAACACAGAAUUCAUUCUCAAACUUAAAUUAAAUGAUGAUACAUAUUCAUUUCUGUCUGUAUGUAAGAAUCUCCAAAGAGUUAAAAGCGAACGAUAUGUUUUGAACAAUGUUGAGCAAGAAGUAACAUACAGUUAUAUAAUUCCAGAGAGUGAAGAAGGAACAACACAGAAUAUAUCAUUUUUCGCAGUUGAUGAGUAUGGUGAGAUUAGUGAUAUUUUCAAUUACACGUACACAGUUACAUCUCCAUUCCCUCGAAUCAAACUUUCCGACGUUAUUCAUCCUAUCUCUAUCGAAUCACGCGACAUGAAGAUCCAUGCCGACUACUACCUUUGGGAAGGAUCACACAAUGCUACAUUCAUCAGUCGAAUCAACGACAAUGGAAACAUCAGUCUUCUUACCAUUGACAAUGUUUCUAUUGCUCGCUGGAGUCAAGUCUUCCUGGAAGUUAGUGUUUCACGUUUCCGACAGAACACUAACAACGAAAUUUCAUUUUUUGUUAUUGACUCACUUUCACGAAUUUCUAACAUCAUCAAAUACUCAUUCAUUUACGGUCAAUGUAAAUGUGCUGAUACUCGAUUUUAUGAACUAUCUGGCUUCACAACAAUUGCACUCAUUGCAACAAUAUAA